Molecule: messenger RNA, 4439 nt
Organism: Pollicipes pollicipes
Lineage: Eukaryota; Metazoa; Arthropoda; Thecostraca; Pollicipedomorpha; Pollicipedidae
Product: dystrophin
Exons: 28
Coding region: 162-4439 (1425 amino acids)
Molecular function (GO): protein binding
Source: RefSeq, a predicted model, not a curated record
AACGAGCAUGAUGGGACGUGAUGCGAUGCGUGGGAUGCAAUCGUGCGGCUGUUCGUGUUCGUUGUAAGGCGAAGGCAGGCCGCGCUCGCUGCUACGUGGAGGCAGCUCGCUGCGCUGUGACGCGAGGAUAGCCCGCGCUCGGGGGCAGCCGCACCGCCGAGAUGGUGGGCAUCUCUGUGGAUCCCCAGUAUGAAAGAGAGGAUGUACAGAAGAAAACCUUCUCCAAAUGGAUCAACUCGCAGCUGGCAAAGAAAAAGCUCGAACCGGUCACGGACCUGUUCUUCGAUCUGCGCGACGGCUCCAAGCUGCUGGCUCUGCUGGAGGUCCUCACCAACAAGCCAUGCAAAAAAGAGAAGGGUCGGAUGCGGGUUCACCACCUGAACAACGUUAGCAACGCGCUGCUGAUCCUGCGGCAAUACAACAUCAAGCUAGUCAACAUCAACAACAACGACAUCGUGGACGGGAACCCGAAGCUGACGCUGGGUCUGGUCUGGAGCAUCAUCCUGCACUGGCAGGUCCAGGAUGUUCUGAAGGACAUUAUGACCGAAGCCAAACAAACGAAUUUGGAGAAGACAUUGCUGGCAUGGUGUCGACAGAUGACCCAGGGCUACGAGGGCGUCGACAUACGCAACUUCACCACCAGCUGGACGGACGGGCUGGCGUUCAUCGCGCUGAUCCACAAGUUCGAGCCGGAGCUGUUCGACUUCGAGAAGCAGCUGCACAAGCCGCCGCCGCAGCGGCUCGAGUACGCGUUCAAGCUGGCGCACAAGUACCUGAGCAUCGACCGUCUACUCGACCCGGAAGACGUGAACACGACGCACCCGGACAAGAAGUCCAUCAUGACGUACGUCAUGUGCCUAUUCCAAGCGCUGCCGCACGACACGGUGGACAUGAUGUUUGCGGACCCCAGCGCCACGCCGGCCACCGUCAAACGCAAACAGGCGCCGGACGCGGCUCGGCCCACGCGGCCGUCCUCUUUCCUGUCGUCCGGCUCGGGCGUCGACAUCAACACGUACUCGACCAUCCUGGAGGAGGUGCUGGGCUGGCUGCAGGACGCCGGCGCGCGGCUGGAGGAGGCCGGCGACGCACCCGACGACCUGGCUGCCGUCAAGCAGCGCUUCCGGGCUCAUGAGGCCUACAUGGAGGAGCUGACCGAGCGGAAGGCGGACAUCUUCGAGGUGCUGGACGAGGGCAAGCGGCUGCUGGGCGAGAAGGUGACACCCGAGGAGGAGGCCGAGAUCCGCGAGCAGAUGCGGCUGCUGACCCUGCGCUGGGAGGAGCUGCGCCAGCGCGCCGUCGACAAGCAGACCGAGCUGCAGUCGCGGCUGGCGCAGGUGCAGCUGUCGGCGAUGACGGCCCUGCGCGCCUGGCUGACGGGCAUGGAGAACCGGAUCUCGCUGACGGCGCCGCUCGGCCCGACGCUGGCCGCCCUGCCGGCCCAGGCGGACGAGCACGCCCAGCUGGCGGCAGAGGUCGACCUCUGGCGACCGCGCGUCACCGAGCUCUUCGACGUGCUCGUCGUCGAGGACGACGCGGAGGACAGCGAGUUUGCCAACCUAGAGGACCACCUGAGCGUGCUGUCUGAGCGGUGGAACUUCACACUGAGCUGGACGGACGAGCGGUCGCAGCACGUGGCGCUGCUGCAGCGGCACUGGCCGCGGCUGCACGAGCAGCUGGCCCUGCUCAAGGACUGGGUGGACAGCCAGGAGGCGCGCCUCAAGGCCAUGGAGGCCGACCCGACCACCGAGCAGCGGCAGCUGCAGGAGCAGUGCCGACAGGUGCAGGAGCUGCAGUCGCAGAUGGAGAGCUGGCACGGGCAGUUCGCGCUGCUGCAGGACCUGUCGAACGAGGUGCAGGCCUGCCUGGAGGCCGACUCGCCGGCGCAGGACGACAUCACGCAGCGCAUGGAGGACGUCAAGGACCGCUGGGACUGCCUGGUUCAGAUCAUCGAGGCGCAGAGUCUGAGGCUGCAGCGCGGCGGCAUGGAGGUGCGGUCGCGCGUCGCCUCCUCCACCGACGACGUGGGCGCGCCCGGCGGCGCCAAGAAGAGGCGCGUCGAGUCAGCCAACGCCCACAACGACUUCAUGACGGCGCUGCACGACUUCACGCAGUGGUCACUGGCGGCGCGCGGCUCGAUGGAGCCCGCCGACCGCGACGCCGAGCAGCAGCUGGCCGCGCUCGGUCGGCUGACGGACGAGGUGGCCGCGCGCCAGGCCGACGUGGACGAGGUGCGCCGGCUGGCGGCGCGCCUCUGCCGCGGCUUCCAGCAGCGCGGCGAGCGCGACGACGUGCUGCGCAAGGUGGAGCGCGUGGAGGCCGACUACCAGGACCUGCGCCGGCUGGUGACCGAGCGCCGCGACCGCGCCGAGUACCUGCUGGACGAGGCGGCCUUCUACCAGGAGCUGGGCGAGCUGAGCCGACUGGUGGACCAGUACCUGAGCUGGCUGGACGGCCGGCGCCUGCGGCCCGGUAACAGGAUGACCGUGCUGCGGGAGUGCAAGGAGCGCCUGGAGCAGAUGCAGCGCGAUGAGGAGCGCGUCACCGCCAUGGCCAACAAGGCCAAGGACCUCAUCAGCCUGGGCCAGGGCGACGAGGAGCAGGUGGAGGCGGACGUAGACGUCUUCCUGCAGAAGUGGGAGACGGUGAUGAACAAGAUCACCGAGCUGGAGACGGAGGUGAGCAACCGACAGCCGGAGCGGCCGGCCCGCUUCCUGGAGGCGGUCGAGGCGCUGCGCACUUGGGUGGCCGAGCUGCACGGCGCGCUGCUCGGCGAGCCGUUCGUGGUGCGCACCGCCGCCGAUAUGGAGGCCCAGCUCGACAAGUACAAGGAGCUACAGACCGAGAUGGAGUCGCAGCAGGCCAGCCGCGACUUCGUCAACUCCAGCGGCCAGGAGCUGGUGGCCGCCGGCGACGCGCAGCUGAUGGACCAGCUGGACGAGCUGAACCAGCGCUGGGGCGCCGCCGCCGCGCUGCUCGCCGACCGCAUGGCCAAACUGGAGCAGGCCAUCUUCGACUCGUACCAGUACCAGACAGAGGGCGAGGGCGUGGAGACGUGGUUGCGCGAGGUGGAGGAGCUGCUGGCCGAGCCGGUGGCCGAGGGCGACGCGCCGGCGCUGACCGCCCAGCUGGAGCAGAGUGACGGUCUGCUGCGGGACAUCUGCACGCUGCGGCCCACCCUGGAGAGCGUGUGCCGCACGGGCGAGCGGCUGCGCGGCUCGGCCGAGCCGGCGCUCCGCCAGCAGCUGACCGACCGCGGUGAGUCGGCAGUCCCGGCUGACCGGCCGCUGGAGGAGGAGCGGCAGCUGGCCGAACUGGUGACGGAGGUGGAACAGCAGCUGCCGUCGGACGCGGCCGUCACCACGCUCGGCCAGCUGCACGACCGGCAGCAGCUGCUGGCCAAGCUGGCGGCGCGGCUGCAGGAGGGAGAACCUCGCCACCAACUGCUGAUUCGGCACGGCGGCGGCGCGGCCGAUCAGGAGGCGCCCGCCAGCUGUGGCCGCUGGCAGCAGCUGACCGCCACGCUGGCGGCGCGCGCCGACGCCUGCCAACAAGCCGUCGCCAACUAUGACCAAUUUAAGAAGCUGACGUUCGCCGAGAACAGCUGGCUGGACCGACUGGAGAAGAAGCUGGCGCGCUCGCCGCAGCAGGCGGCUGACGCCGAGGAGAUCAGCGCCGAGCUGGACGAGCUGGAGGCGUACAUCCACAACCACCCGGCCGAGCGGAUCCCCCAGCUGCGGGCGCUGGCCGAGCAGCUGGUGAGCGCCGGCGUGCUCUGCGACGAGGUGCGCGCGGACCGCGACCACAUCGUGGACCGGUGGCGACGCUACAGCGACACGGAGCUGUCGGCCGACUUCAGCACGGCCGAGCGGCUGCUGCGCCAGCUGGCCGAGCAGGCGCAGCAGUACCUGGCCGACGGCCGCGCCCCGGCCGCCCGCCGCCUCCAGGACCAGGUGGACGUGCUCCAGGACACGUACGCCGAGGUGCGCGGCGAGUACGCCCGCUGCCAGCGACCCGAGGACCUGGAGCCGCGACUGACCGCGGUGGCAGAGCGACUGGCUGGCGUCGAGCGUGAGGCGGCCGACGCCGAGCAGGACACGGCCGAGCCGGAGCGGAUUCAGCAGCAGAUGGACCGCUGCCUGCACCUGUACCAGCUGCUGAGCGAGCUGAAGCCUGAGGUGGAGUACGUGAUCCGUACCGGUCGCAAGGCCGUGGAAGACACCGCCUGGGACCAGCCUGAGCAGCUCACCGCCAGGCUGGACCGGCUCAAGGCCCUGUACAACCAGCUCGGGUGCCGUAUCCCGGAGGCCAAGUCGGGCCUGGAGUGGCGGCUGCGCGCGGCGCAGCGGCUGCCGCCGCUCGAGCAGUGGCUGACCGAGGCGGCCGACGAGCUGGCGGCCUGCGAGGCGCGCGGAGACGGUGCUCAGUGUAACCUGUCAUGA